Messenger RNA from Colius striatus (speckled mousebird), 1968 nucleotides. RefSeq names its product transcription elongation factor A3 (gene TCEA3). Gene Ontology annotation, molecular function: nucleic acid binding; zinc ion binding. The record is from RefSeq and is a predicted model, not a curated record. Gene Ontology annotation, cellular component: nucleus. Gene Ontology annotation, biological process: transcription elongation by RNA polymerase II; DNA-templated transcription. Lineage: Eukaryota; Metazoa; Chordata; Aves; Coliiformes; Coliidae. The transcript has 14 exons. The coding region runs from base 140 to 1438 and encodes 432 amino acids.
UUUUCCCCUCUGCUCCUCCCCAGCCCGCUUCUCCCUUCCCUGCCCUGCCCCGCUCCCCUGCCCAUGCCCUCGGUGCCCACCUCCCGCUCUGCUUUCGCCCCGCGGGUUCCCGGAGCCGUCGGGGGCAGGAGCCGGGGCCAUGGGGCCCGCUGAGGAGCUGGUCCGGAUUGCCAAGAAGUUGGAUAAGAUGGUGGCCAGGCAAAGCACGGAAGGGGCACUGGAUCUGCUCAAGUCCCUCACUGGCUACACCAUGACCAUCCAGCUGCUCCAGACCACUCGCAUCGGGGUGGCCGUCAACUCGGUGAGGAAACACUGCUCAGAUGAAGAGGUCGUGGCCUCAGCCAAAAUCCUCAUCAAGAACUGGAAGAGGCUGCUGGAGUCCUCCAGCACCUCAAAGAAGGAGAAGGAUGUGGAUGGGAGGAAGGAGAAGGACAUGAAUGGGGAAAAGAAGAAGGAGAAGGGGCUGGAUUUCUCCAGCUGCCCCAGUGAAGGGGUGAAGAACCCCAAGAGCCCAGCUGAGAAGCACAGGGAGAAGCACAAGGAGAGGAAGCCCAGCACAUCAGGCUCUCAUGCCAGCACCCCCCGAGGCCACCCCGCUGACUCCAUCCUGGACAGAGAGUCCAGCGAUGGCCGGAGCCCCAGCGCAGCCUCCAAGAAGUCACCUCUGGAUGGCAAGAAGGAGAGGAGAGACUCUGUUGACUCCAGGUCCUCCACUGCCUCGGCCGUUUCCUCCUCUUCCUCCCCUGGGAAGAGACCGUCAGGGGAGAGGAGACCCUCCAUGGGCAGCAGCCCCUCCCCAGCUCCUGGCUCCCGGAGGAACUCCAGUGACUGUAAGGAGGACAGAGCCAACAGCAGCAAGGCCAAGGCUGAGACACCACGGACCCCCAGCAGCCCCCCAUUCUCAGCUGGGCCCUGCCUCCUGGCCCCCUGUUACCUCACUGGGGACUCGGUGAGGGACAAGUGCAUCGAGAUGCUGACGGCAGCCCUGCGCAUGGACGAUGACUACAAGGAGUUUGGUGUCAACUGUGAGAAGAUGGCAUCAGAGAUUGAAGACCAUAUCUUCCAGGAGCUGAAGAGCACAGACAUGAAAUAUCGGAACCGUGUGCGGAGCAGGAUCAGCAACCUGAAGGACCCCAAAAACCCGGCUCUGCGCAGGAACGUGCUGUGUGGGGCCAUCCCAGCCCCGCUCAUCGCCCGCAUGACAGCUGAGGAGAUGGCCAGUGACGAGCUGAAGGAGCUGAGGAAUGCCAUGACCCAGGAAGCCAUCCGGGAGCAUCAGAUGGCCAAGACGGGCGGCACCGUCACCGACCUCUUCCAGUGUGGCAAGUGCAAGAAGAAGAACUGCACCUACAACCAGGUGCAGACACGCAGCGCUGAUGAGCCCAUGACGACGUUUGUGCUGUGCAACGAGUGUGGGAACCGCUGGAAGUUCUGCUGAUGGUGCUGGGAGAGGGAGCUGGAGGGAGCGGGAUGCUGCCACGGCCAGAGAGGGAAGGAGGGAUGCACACUGCUCCCCACACCCAGGCAAGCAAUUGCCUUGGCACUGAGGCUGAAUUCAAGCAGUUCCUCCUUGGAUAUAACCUGCCCUUUGCUUGGAGAUCACUGGAAAAGGAGACAGGGCUGAACUGGGCAGCUCGUUCUUCCCUGGGGGAAACCUCGGAGGAGUUGGGGACAAGGAGAGCCAUUGUCAUGUGCAUGUGGGGCUGGGCCACUGUCCUGAGGGCCAGGGAUGGGAAAGGGCCAAGUUUGAACCCUAACACCCUGUUCCUAAGCUGGGUGCAGGCAGUGGGAGGACACACAUGGUGCUGGGAGGGUGGCUGGAGGCUGGUGGGAUGCCACCGUGUCCCUCUGCUCUGUGACACAUGGACCAUCCACCCUGCCUUGAGGGCAACUGUCCCCAGGAAAGAAGAAGAGAUGGGAGGAGGAGAGGAAAAGGAGGAAAACCCCUCCAGCUAGAGCAUUAAAGGU